AUGACACGACUCAAGAUUUUCCUGUUAAUUCUGGGAUAUUUUACGACCACAAAUGCUCUUUCCGUGUUUAAUUUUACAGAAUAUUAUCAGAUGCCUCCGAUGGCGAGAUUUGACGAAUACGAGCGAUGCAUCUUGGGUUACGAGGAAUUAUCGGCAUAUUGUCUUGGCAAAACGAGCAUUAAACCUCAAGAGGAUUAUCAAUUAUGGAAUUAUAUCAAAAAUUUUUCGAGCGACACAAGACAUCAUUUCCGACAUGAUGUUCUCACUUCAGGUCUUUGCAUCAAUUGGUGCAAGAAAAAAUUGGAUAAAAUUCGAAAAAUGGAUCCUAAAUUGUACGAUGAGCUUUAUGAGCCGUACUUUGACUCGAAGAUUCGAUUUCCAAUUAAUCCAGAUGAUUUUCCGGGAACGCCAGAGUAUAGAAAGGAAUUUGGAGAUAUCAUGAACAGAUGUGUUAAUAUGUACCUAAAAGAGGAAUAUAACUUGACGGGAUAUACGGAAAUUAGUUUUUGCAGUACGAAUAAGGAAAAGGAGGAAUAUGACGCCGUCGACAACUCAUUCCUCGCCAUCACUCUCAUAAUUUGCGUCUUAGUUGCUCUUUCAACUCUUUACGAUUACUUCAGUCGUCGCGAAAUUCUCUCAACAACCCAACAACCAACGAAAAAAGAUGAACUUUUGAAGUCUUUUUCAUUUUUAAGCAACUGGGAGCGUCUCACAUCCGUUCCAAAAGCCGGAAUCUCUUACGAAUUUCGUCACAUCCAAGCAAUUCGUUACAUGACAAUGUUCAUCAUCAUUUACGGACACAUCAACAUUGGCUACAACGGACCCGUGCUGAAUCCCGAAUAUCACGAAGAGCGUUUCCACGUGCCUUUUUAUCACAUUUUCCUGAAUGGAACGACUGUCGUUCAAACAUUUUUCUUCAUUUCGGGCUUUUUGAUGGCAGUUCAUUUCAUCGAGGAGCUGAUGCAGAAACGUUCUUAUAAUUUCAAGUAUUUUUGGGUUGCCGUGGUUUAUCGUUAUUUGCGCUUGACUCCGGUUUACAUGUACGUUUUGAUGUAUGACGCGACAAUUUUGGUGAAAUCUCAAGUUGGUCCGAUGUGGAAAAGACAAGCAGGAUUGGAGAAAACUUAUUGUCGUCGGAAUUGGUGGACAAAUUUGUUGCUUGUGAAUAAUCAUGUGCACGUUAAAGAUGGGUGCAUGCCGCAUUCGUGGUAUAUGGCAGCAGAUACGCAACUUUUUGUUAUUGGAAUGUUUGUGAUGAUGGUCGUUUGGAAGAAGCCGAAACUCACGAAAUUGGUUGUUUUUGGAACGACGACGAUCUUUUGUGUGAUUCCCGGAAUUAUUACUUAUCUCAAGGGAUAUGAUGGAGUCUUCACAGUUACGCCAGAAGAACGCAUCAACAUGAACCAACUUGAGAGCUUCAAAGACACUUACAUCCCAUUUUACACAAAUGCCGCCAAUUAUUUCAUCGGAAUCAUGUCUGGAUAUUGGUAUCAUCAUAUCCGCAAAUCGGGCUACAAUCCAAGCACACUUGUGAAAAAUCUCUUCGCUUUUGCCUUUUUCGCUUCCAUCGUCUCAGGAUUUCUCAACUUUUACUAUUCGUACAUUUUUUACGAUUACGAGUUCGAAAAACCCGCAGUUUGGAUCGCUGUUUACUCAGUUAUUUCAAAAUGUUGGUGGGGUGUCAUUGCAUCGUUCUUUAUGUUCACUUUCCAUUACAAAUGCGUUCCAUUGGUGUCACGAGUUUUGAAUGCGAGAAUUUUCCAAAUUUUGGGCAGAGUGACGUAUUGCGUGUAUUUGGUGCAUUUCAGCUUGUUACGAGUUGCUUCGGCAGAGGCACGAGGAGCAGCUGUUGUGAGAACAUUAUCACAGAUCGGUUAUACGACAAUCGGUUUAAUUUACGCAAGUAUCGUUGGAAUGGUCCUUUGUUUGUUCUUAGAAUUUCCAGUUACAGCUCUUCUUAAGCUCUUGAUGCCCGAAAGAAGACCUGCUGAAACUGCAGUGACAGACGAGAUGAAAAUUAUGAAGGAAAAUAAUUCAACGUUGAAAAAUAAAUUUGAUUAUUACAACAAUGUGAGCAAAUCCAUGAAAGAAAAUUGCAUGGAAAGUGGGACAAUUAGAAAUUUGGAUGAAAAUGUGAAAGUUUAA
Culicoides brevitarsis is the source of this 2145-nucleotide messenger RNA. RefSeq names its product nose resistant to fluoxetine protein 6-like. Lineage: Eukaryota; Metazoa; Arthropoda; Insecta; Diptera; Ceratopogonidae. Gene Ontology annotation, molecular function: acyltransferase activity, transferring groups other than amino-acyl groups. The record is from RefSeq and is a predicted model, not a curated record. The coding region runs from base 1 to 2145 and encodes 714 amino acids. The transcript has 6 exons.